Rhizophagus irregularis DAOM 181602=DAOM 197198 is the source of this 783-nucleotide messenger RNA. Lineage: Eukaryota; Fungi; Glomeromycota; Glomeromycetes; Glomerales; Glomeraceae. The record is from RefSeq and is a predicted model, not a curated record.
AUGGUUUUUAGAUUAGAGCAUAUUCUCUUAAUUAUAAUAAAAAUAUUAUCCAAAAUAUAUGGAUUGUCUCAAAAUCCAGAUACAAAAGAUUAUAUUAUAGUUUUAGGUUAUGCAAGUGGAGGAAGUUUAUAUUAUCAUUUAAAUAAAAAUUAUGAUAAAUUUAAUUGGACAUAUAAAUUACAUUUAACAUUGAAUAUUAUUACGGGACUUAAAAAUAUUCAUCAAAAACAAAUGGUUCAUCAUAUGGGAUUAUGUGGAGAAGUCGGUAAUAUAAAAGAUGAAAGCAAAAUUUAUGGAGUUAUACCUUAUGUAGCGCCUGAAGUGUUAAAAGGUAAACCUUAUACUCAAGCAGCAGAUAUAUGCAGUCUUGGCAUGAUUAUGUAUUUUAUAGCAACUGGAAAACAACUUUUUGCCAAUUGUGCACAUGAUGAGUUUUUAGUAUUAAAUAUAUGUAAUGGAAUUAGAUCUGAAAUAAACGAGUCAGAAAUACCAAAAAUUUACAUUGAUAUAAUGAAGAAGUGUUGGGAUUCAAAUCCAAAUAAUAGACCAAGUGUUAUUGACUUAGAAAAAUCGAUUAAUUCAUUUUAUCCUGCUUUUGGGUACUUUAUAGAUAAGGAAAUUAAAAAGCAAUUUGAAAAAGCAGAAGAAUAUAGAAAAGCAAAUCUUUUAUCUAUUGAAAGUAAUCAAUCAACUACUCAUCCAGAAGCUUAUUACAGAUCUCGAUUACUUAAUCCAUUUACAAAAAAACUUUAUUCAAUGGAAGUUAUUGACUUCACAAAGUAA